Molecule: messenger RNA, 426 nt
Organism: Lindgomyces ingoldianus
Lineage: Eukaryota; Fungi; Ascomycota; Dothideomycetes; Pleosporales; Lindgomycetaceae
Exons: 2
Coding region: 1-426 (141 amino acids)
Source: RefSeq, a predicted model, not a curated record
AUGUCCGCCUUAUCCAAGGUCGGCAUUGCGACGAGAACUCUAUUCGAUUUCCUGAAGCAUGUCUCUCAGAAGCAGACUGAAGAUCCGACAGACUGGGAUGGCUGGUGGUGGGUGGGUGCCUUACGUAUCCAGCAAAAAGACGGGGAUGAAGAGAAGGCCAGCCAAAUUGAGGGCAUGUGCCAAACCCAUGCCGAUGCGCUGCAGACCAUUCUGUGGCUCGGGCCUGGUAAUGUGGAGUCAACAAGAGAGAUGGAAUCGUUGCAACGCGUCCUAAGAUCACACGACUCUAAUACUUCUAAUGAUGCCCUUAAAGAAAUACACGACUUAGUGUUUGCCGAUCCAUGUAUGAUUGCAGCUGUGGAUAAAGCUUUCGGAAACGCAUAUUGGACGCGUGUCUGGGAUUCUGCAAGAGCUUGCGGUUUCUGA